Molecule: messenger RNA, 1958 nt
Organism: Lutzomyia longipalpis
Lineage: Eukaryota; Metazoa; Arthropoda; Insecta; Diptera; Psychodidae
Exons: 3
Coding region: 481-1929 (482 amino acids)
Source: RefSeq, a predicted model, not a curated record
UCCUUUAAAAUUGUAGAAAAGACUUAAAAAGUCUUUUUCGUACCUUUCAUCCGAGAUUUCUUUUAAAUAACAUAUUAGAGCAAUUAGCCAUUUUUCAUUAAUUUUUUCUUUACUUUUCUUAACAAUUGAAUUAUCCUUUCGUAUCCCUUUUAAAUGUUUAAGGAACAGUUCUAAAGAAAAUCUUUAACUUAGGCCAGCACAGGGUACACAUACUCACACAAACUUCCCGCUAAAAAUAAUCCAUAAAAUGGUGUUCAUCCCAUAACGAAUGAAGGACUUUUCUCUGACACAAAUGAGAAUCCUUUUUCGUCCUUGAGGUGGCGCCCACCAUUGUUGGCCGUGUAUGACAGAAAUUGCAUAGCUGAAGGUGCGUCGCCAUUGUGUGUCCUGUCGUGUGAAUUUUUUGUCUUUCACACAAAUCCGUGGAGUUUCGUGCGUGCGUGAACUCCACACAUUUCCCAUUUGUUCGUGCUUGUGUCCAUGCCACGUGGGCACGAGCAGUGGCUCCAACGUGCAUCGCAGCACCAGAGGGCACUACGGAUGGCGCUCAAGGGUGAGCGGGAGCGACAGGUGCUGCCGCCCAAUUUCCACCUGAAUAUCCUGCAAAUUGUUACGAGUUGCAGCACCGGUACCACCGAAACGCAAACACAGGUGGGCGUUAAGAAGAUCACGGAACACAUUCAGGCCGUUGGGGAGCCAAAAGCUGCAGAAAAACGAACUAUUCGGAGGCUGGUUGUACCCCAGGCAGCUAGGCCAGCAUGCGUAGCAGCCAUUAGUCAGCCAGUGAAGCCUGGGAAAUUCCUCAUUCACAGCAACCUGAAAUUGGUAACGUCCCAACAACGGCGGGAAACAACGGAAACGACGACAACCCACGCAAAAGCAGUUAUGAGUAGCGUGGUGAAAACACCCACAACGACUACAAUUGCCAAUCAGAUUACCCCACAGAGGCAAGUUUACCUCACAGGAAUACCCAUUCUGACGGCAGAACGACGCCCUGGUGGUGACACUGUGGCCAAUAUUCUUGUAAAGAGUCUCCCUCGUGGUGUUCAUGCCCUUCAAGUUCGUAAUACAGAUGCCACCUAUCUCAUCCCAGUCUCAUGCCCUGAUGUCAGUAUUCCCGUAACAAUUGUUCCACGUACACCAACCGUGCAAGUUACACCAAAACCACGUCCAGAAGCAGAUCCUGCACUCCAGGAGCAACUUUUGGAAUUUGAUAAAGUCUGCAAGGAAGUCAAGGAGCGUAGUGCUCCUGUACGUACCCCAAAGAAGGCAACCAAAGAGGCAGCAACACGGCACAACGAUGAGGAGCACAAGCAUGCAAAGAUCUAUGCAAUACUCGCUGAAUAUCACAAAAAAUUGGCCAAUUCACCGGAUUUGAACAAUAAGCCAGCACCACGAAGGCGCUCUGCACCAUCAAGUGGUGGGGCUGUUGUUGCCAAACGAAAGAAAGUCGCCGUGGCUGUCCAGAGUACGGCUGAACGAGCUGCAAAGCGUCCCCCAAAGGAACCUGAGAGCUCAAAUGGUGCUCUCGUGAACUACGUCAGCAUUGUGCGUCCACUCAGGAUCGCUCUAGGUGGUCAGAGGCUUGUGGCACUAUCUAGUGCCAAUUUACCAACAGCUGCAAGUACAACCGUACAGAAUCAGUGCAAUUCCCGGGCUAAAGUUCUCGUCCUGGACAAACCAUCGGGGCAAUAUUUGCUGAAGCAACUCUCCGUGUCACCAGCAACCAAUGGUGGUGCACCCAAAGUACCCGAGAAUGAUUCCUUCCGACAAAGUAUUGCAGCCGAUUGCGAAGAUCUCGGUGUUGAUGUUCCCAAUGCAAGUGAUCUCUUCCCCGAAGCUGACUAUUUGCUCGAUGAAGCAUCUGAAUUUGGAGCUGAGGAAGUUAUCGAAGCACCCCCAGGGGAUACCGUCAUUAGGACGCAAUAAAGAUUUCAAUGACAAUGACAAAAACAAAA